AAUAGAAAACAAAAAAAAUGCCAAACUUGGUCCGGAGAUCCUUAAUAACAUUUCUCCGCGAUUGUUUAAGGUGGCCAAGCGUGGCGCAGGAGGAGCACGUGGCGAUAAAGGGGUUAAUGCGCAGAGCCAUCUGGCUGAGCUGGUUUGUUAUAAUCGAGCAGAUUCAUGUUCGCGGGAUUCAGAGUUUUAAGGCUCCUCUCCUAUAACAGAGUCGAGGAACUUCUGCACAAGCCAUCUGUGGAUUUUUUUUUAUUUUUUUGAAUGACCAGAUUAUUUCCAUCUACCUCCUUCUCUUCAUGUCGACUUCCCUGCAAACGUUCACACGGAUGCCAUGGUCACUUCUACCACGAUUCUCCACAUGGAUGGUAAAUAUUUCAAGCAUCCAGCUGUGUUAUUUAUGUCAGUUGUGUUGUCUGCAAGCUGAAGACAAUCCCUCAGAGGCUAAUAGUACUACUUACAAGCCCAAAUCCAGACGGGAAGGAUGGAGUGCCUGGGACCAGCAAAGAUGCCCCACGUUGUCCUGGUCCUGUAUUGCCUUAUGAAGUGCCCUUGCCUUAACUAUAUUGCUGGAGGAAUCCUCCUAUCUUACACGUGAACAAGGUGAUGUCCAUCUUGUUUUAUGUGAUAUUUUUUGCUUAUCUCCGUGGCAUCCAAUCUACCAACAUGGAUCAAGGGAGUUUACCGGAAGAGUCAAUAAAUUCUCUUAUUAUAAAACUUAUUCAGGCUGACAUUUUGAAAAAUAAAGUAUCUAAACAGAUGGUAGAUAUUGAAGAUAGUGUUCAGAAUGCUGUGAAGAAAACAGAAGUUAUGGAAACGGAUAUGGAUGACAGCAGCAACAUGAAGUUGGAUUCCCAAUCGGUUAUUUCAAUGGAUACAGAAUUACUGAGGCAACAGAGACGCUACAGCUCCCCCAGGGUCCUCUUGAGUGACAAUACUCCACUGGAGCCCCCACCAUUAUAUCUUAUGGAGGAUUACAUUGGCAGUUCGGUGGUGGUGAACCGAACCUCUCGGCGUAAGAGAUUUGCUGAAAACAAGAGCCACCGUGGAGAAUAUUCAGUGUGUGACAGUGAAAGCCGGUGGGUCACAGACAAAGCUUCUGCAAUUGACAUUAGAGGACACCAGGUAACGGUGCUGGGAGAAAUCAAAAUGGGCCCUUCCCCGGUGAAACAAUAUUUUUACGAAACAAGGUGUAAACAAGCCAAACCUGCAAAAAGUGGUUGUCGUGGUAUAGAUGAUAAGCACUGGAACUCCCAAUGCAAAACAUCCCAAACAUUUGUACGAGCAUUGACUUCAGAAAACAAUAAACUCAUAGCCUGGCGAUGGAUAAGAAUAGACACCUCUUGUGUAUGUGCGUUGUCCAGGAAAAUCGGACGAACAUAGAUCUUCAUUUCUCUGCCAUAUAAAUUAUUAUGUCUAAAUUAUAUGAUAUGCAUGUAGCAUAUAAAUGUUUCUAUUGUUUUAUAUAUUAUAAGUUGUCCUUAUUUAUUAAAUUCCAGCAAACUACAAGAUAUAUAUAGAUAUAUAGAUAUAUAUAAGCUCUUUCUCUCAAUAAAUAACAGUAAAGUAUGGGUGUUUACCACUGGCAGCACCAUUUCUCAUUACUGCUUGUGUUUCUACUCCUCCCCAACUUCCCAUUAAUUUGCCUGUAACAUCUCUGUGUAACAUCAGUAUUCUCCAUUCAGUAUUGUCAAUCCACUGACCACUGAGUAAACCUGUUAAAAGAAACUGGAUCAAGAAAGUUGCUGAGACUUCUGUACAUGUUUUUUUCUCUCUUUCCCAUCCCCCUUGUUUUCCAGUUGUGAAAUCUUCAUCCCAGAAACAAAAUUGGACAAUGUAGUCCACAGCUAAUGUUAGUAUUUCAUCCACUGACUAGUAUUAAAAUGUAUGUUUUCUUUAUGUUGAUCCAGCUUGGCCAUUAGUUACAGGGCUUCUCCUCGUAUGUUGCUAUUUCAAAACCACUGCUAAUAACCUUGCAGUUUAAAUUUAGGCUUAUUUUUUUAAAGAACACUUGUUUUUUAAACUGUCUUUAAUGCUGCCAAUUUCUUUUUAGAAGGCUAUGAAAAAAUCUGAAAUAUUCAUAAUAGAAUGUUGUCAAAGCCAAGAAGAAA
Messenger RNA from Pogona vitticeps (central bearded dragon), 2108 nucleotides. The record is from RefSeq and is a predicted model, not a curated record. Lineage: Eukaryota; Metazoa; Chordata; Lepidosauria; Squamata; Agamidae.